AGCACAGAAGCAGGAGCGAGAAUAUAGUGGAGGACGUUUGUAAACAUUUUCGAGGUUUCAACUACAGAAACAAAAUCCCAAGUCCCAGAAGAGAAGAGCAGCAACAAAAGAAUAUCGCAAUCUAAGUUAUUCUUAUUUAUAUAUAAUAUAUUUAAAGAGAAACACUGUGUGUUUGUGAUUUUCCUUUUUUUCUCCUUUCCUUUAGAGAACAUGAGUAAUUGGUUGGGAUUUUCUCUGACUCCUCACCUGAGAAUCGAUGAAGGUUUUGUUGGUAGAGAAGACCAAGAACCUCCUUGUUUCUCCACUCCUCAUCAUCAUCAUGAUGACUCUUAUUUGUCCGUCAUGCCUUUGCACUCUGAUGGCUCUCUUUGCGUUAUCGAUCCUUUCAGACGCACUUCUAAUGGAAAUUGGAGAUAUGAAGAUGGAAUGGGAAGUUCAAGCGGUGCAACCGAUCAAGAAGGUCCAAAGCUUGAAGAUUUCUUGGGGAGUUGUUACUCGAACUCUCCAUCUGAUAAUGAUUCUAACAAAGUUGUUUAUUGUGAAGACUUAAACUCUGGAAUUAAUGUUAAUGUAGCUCCAAGUUUCAACUCUAAUGGAAAGAUGGAACCCAAUGAAAAUCUUACAAACCCAUCUGGGAUCAUUGAUUCUAACUCACAGUACUCCCAUCAUCAUCAGUAUCACAACGUUGGCACCCCUGAAGCCGUAAUUUCCAGUGAAUUAACCCAAACUCGCAUCCCUAACCACAAUAUGUACCAUGUUCCUUUUGAGAAUAAAACUUCAGUUUCUGGGUUCAAGUCUUGGCUUAGACAAACACCAUUUUCUGAUGAGAAAUCUCCUGAUAUACAAGUCAAUAACUGUAGCUAUCAAUCUCUCUCUCUCACCAUGAACCCCAGUGGCUCAGAACAAAACAGUGGAGUGGGUGCAAUUUCAGUCCCAUUACAAGGAGUCCCUACAGAUAACCGCAAAAAGGCUGUGGGGAAAACUCUUGCAAGAGAACCGCUUCCUCGCAAAUCUAUUGAUACUUUCGGCCAAAGAACUUCACAGUAUCGUGGUGUCACAAGGCAUAGGUGGACUGGAAGAUAUGAAGCCCAUUUAUGGGACAACAGUUGCAGAAAAGAAGGACAAACAAGGAAAGGAAGGCAAGUUUAUCUUGGUGGAUAUGACAAGGAAGAGAAAGCGGCUAGGGCUUAUGAUUUGGCUGCCUUGAAAUAUUGGGGUUCAACAACUCACAUAAAUUUUCCUUUGAGUACUUAUGAGAAAGAGCUUGAAGAAAUGAAGCACAUGACUAGACAAGAAUUUGUUGCCAAUUUAAGAAGGAAAAGUAGUGGGUUUUCAAGAGGGGCUUCUGUUUACAGGGGAGUGACAAGACACCAUCAGCAUGGAAGGUGGCAAGCUAGAAUUGGAAGGGUUGCUGGCAACAAAGACUUGUACCUUGGAACAUUUAGCACACAAGAGGAAGCUGCAGAAGCCUAUGAUAUUGCUGCAAUCAAAUUUAGGGGGACUAGAGCUGUGACUAAUUUUGAUAUAAGUAGGUAUGAUGUAAAGAGAAUUUGCUCAAGCUUAACACUUCCGGGCACUGACCUUGCGAAGAGAUCACCUAAGGACUCUGCUGCAAUUGCUUUUGAGGAGUACAAUUGUAGUGCCUCUUCAAUGUCGCCUCAGUCUCUUCUUGCCGUGGCGAGCGGUGAAGCAUCUGACAUGCUGUUGCGUAGUAAAAACUCGGAUGAUCAUCAACAACAUCACACGAACACUAAAAAUGAUGCGUGGCCGGUUGCAGCAAGUGGCAGGACUUCAUCUGACCCUCAAAGCCUCAAAUGCUCGGUUGGAUUGGCUACUGAAUUCGGCAUUAGUGGAGACUAUUCUCAAAGCUAUUACUCAUUUCAGGGACCAAAGUGUGAAAAUGGCGACACAGGAAGUGACCAUGCAAGUAACAGCAGGCUUACAAAUGUGGGACUGGUUCAUCAAGUCCCCUUGUUUGCUCUUUGGAAUGAGUAAAAGGUUUUGCUUUAAAAAAAAAAAACAAGUUAGGGUACGUAGAAGAAAGUAGUUCACAGUGGAAGUCCUAAAAUCUAGCUAGAAUAUGUUAACACAAGUAAUCAUGUUUUGAUGAUCAAUUACUGAUUUUGAUUUUUGCAUCAACACUAUUUUGAAAUUUUAGCAGAUGGCAGGUAGAAUUUCGUGCUAGUUUUGUACCAACUUGAAUUUACAUCAAAGUAUGCAACUAA
Messenger RNA from Mangifera indica (mango), 2225 nucleotides. Its product is annotated as AP2-like ethylene-responsive transcription factor AIL1. The record is from RefSeq and is a predicted model, not a curated record. Gene Ontology annotation, molecular function: DNA binding; DNA-binding transcription factor activity. NCBI's taxonomy places the organism in Eukaryota, Viridiplantae, Streptophyta, Magnoliopsida, Sapindales, Anacardiaceae. Gene Ontology annotation, biological process: regulation of DNA-templated transcription. The transcript is spliced from 9 exons. The coding region runs from base 211 to 1995 and encodes 594 amino acids.